AUGGAGUCCGUAAAAUUCUUCUUUUUGGUACUCUUUGUAAUGAUUAAUAUCGUUGCAGCAUCAUAUACAGAUGCCACUGAUGAUGACUCAAAGAUGUUAAACGAUCCAACAUCGGUUGAAACUGAAAGGACAAUUUCUUUGCGAGGGGUGAGCCGUUUCCUAGCUCAACAAAACCUGCCAGCAAAUUAUACUUGCAACAAAUUCCCCAGGGUUUGUCGUUUGAAGGGUAGUUCCGGACCAGAUUGCUGCAAGAAGAAAUGUGUCAAUGUGAAGACAGAUCGCUUGAACUGCGGGAUGUGUGGCUACAAGUGCAAGUACACAGAGAUAUGUUGUGGAGGGAAAUGUGUGAAUGCAUUCUGUCACAGAAUGCAUUGUGGAGGGUGCCAUAACAAGUGCAAGAAGGGGAAGUUCUGCACGUAUGGGAUGUGCAGUUACGCCUAA
Molecule: messenger RNA, 441 nt
Organism: Ilex paraguariensis (yerba mate)
Lineage: Eukaryota; Viridiplantae; Streptophyta; Magnoliopsida; Aquifoliales; Aquifoliaceae
Source: the annotation of a GenBank genome assembly